Lolium rigidum is the source of this 342-nucleotide messenger RNA. RefSeq lists its product as uncharacterized. The coding region runs from base 1 to 342 and encodes 113 amino acids. The record is from RefSeq and is a predicted model, not a curated record. NCBI's taxonomy places the organism in Eukaryota, Viridiplantae, Streptophyta, Magnoliopsida, Poales, Poaceae. The transcript has a single exon.
AUGGGGGAGGUGCCGUCGCUGUGCAGCGUCGUGCCGCGCCGCGCCGCCGCGCACUUCCGGCUGCCGCGCCACGGGCUGCGCCGCAAGGUCCACGUCGUCCGGCUCGGCGGCGGCGGCGCACGGCGGGCGGGUUGCGCCCGCGUGUUCUGCAGCCUCCGGGGCCGGAUGAAGCUGCGGUGGCUCAGCAGCGCCAUGUGGCGCCUCGCCGGACUCUGCGUGGCGGCGCUGUCGGGACCGCCCGGGGUUUCCGACGGCCCGCCGUCGUGGACGGGCAUGGAGCCGUGCUUCGCCGCGCCCUUGGUGGCCGCCGUGCUGGUGCGGCGUGCGGGGCAAGACUACUAG